AUGGGUUCAUCAGACGAAACAGCAUCUCACAGCAGCAACGUUGCGUCAACACAUGCGGUGGUGCCCAACUCGAAGAAUGACUCAAUCUUGGUCGGCAUGCGUGAUGGCAUCACAGGGAAAUUCUACUUGACUCCGAGAAAAGAGGCUGUAGUGUCGGUCUUUGACUCUAAUUUUCUCGUCGGCGACGGCAUCUGGUUCGCACGCGAGCAUAUCAACCGCUUGUUCCAAUCAGCCAAAGCCAUGUUCAUGGAUCUCGGCCUGACUAAGGGCGAAUUGCUAGAAUUAUUGCACCAGACCCUUGACGCCAACGAAAUGGGUGAGGAACCCCAUGUCCAUAUUCGUCUGGUUGUCAGCCGUGGCCUCAAAUCAACACCAUACCAAAACCCACAUGUCAACAUCGGUUUGCCUCUUAUCGUCAUCAUUCCCGAGGUCAAGGCGAUCGAUCCGGCGUCAAAGGUUCGCGGCCUGCGCCUCGCAACGACUUGGGUGCGCCGAGGCCCACCCGACGUCAAGGAUGAACAGUGGAACCACAUCUCCAAAGCCACAGAUGUUCAGGCCUGCAUCAGCGCGAAUGUUAUGAACGUAGACGAGGCACUGAUGCUCGACCUUCGGGGGUUCGUGAAAACAUGCAACUCGGUCAACUUCUUCAUCAUCCGAGGAGACGAGGUCUGGGCUCCAACAAAAGACAACCAGAUGCAGGGUAUCACGCGUCAAAAGACGAUCGACGUAUGUCGUGCCAACGGGAUCACGGUGCGAGAGCUGGACUUCAGCCUGACGGAGGUGUACGGAGCCGACGAGGCUUUCUGCACGGGAACUUUUCCAUCUCAAUUGCAUGUCGUGGAAGUGGAUGGGAGACAGAUUGGAGACGGCAAGAGGGGUGUGAUCACCGAGAGGAUCCAGCAGCUUUAUGCAGAGCUCGUGAUUCAAGAUGUGAGCAGAAGUCGGGACGAGAUCACGGCGGAAGUCGAAGCAACACGGGAUCUCAGGAACUUCAAAUCCAAACUGUAG
Messenger RNA from Verticillium nonalfalfae, 1008 nucleotides. RefSeq lists its product as uncharacterized. Gene Ontology annotation, molecular function: catalytic activity. The transcript is spliced from 3 exons. Lineage: Eukaryota; Fungi; Ascomycota; Sordariomycetes; Glomerellales; Plectosphaerellaceae. The record is from RefSeq and is a predicted model, not a curated record. The coding region runs from base 1 to 1008 and encodes 335 amino acids. Gene Ontology annotation, biological process: carboxylic acid metabolic process.